This is a messenger RNA of Stegodyphus dumicola, 381 nucleotides long. RefSeq lists its product as uncharacterized. Lineage: Eukaryota; Metazoa; Arthropoda; Arachnida; Araneae; Eresidae. The record is from RefSeq and is a predicted model, not a curated record.
AUGGAUAAAGUGAUAUCUUCGUUGAAUGUUAAAGUAGAAAAAGUAAUUAUUUGGUCUGAUUCUAUGAUUUCCCUUGCUUGGAUUAGAAAAUCACCACACUUACUAAAAACUUUCGUGAGUAACAGAGUCGCUUUAAUACAAGAGCUUACGGGGUCAUACCAAUGGAAAUAUGUGCCAUCUGAACAUAACCCAGCUGAUGUCAUAUCGCGUGGACUGUAUGCCAGUGACAUUCUUACGUGUGAUAUCUGGUGGAAUGGACCAGACCUUCUACGUGAGGACAUGUGUUAUCCAGAACAACCUCUUGAGCCUACUACUGAUAAUGACUAUGUCAAGGAACUGAAAUGUUUAUCAGACUCUAAUUUUUGCAAUAUUAGAAAAUAA